Messenger RNA from Heteronotia binoei (common prickly gecko), 1725 nucleotides. RefSeq names its product integrator complex subunit 14 (gene INTS14). Lineage: Eukaryota; Metazoa; Chordata; Lepidosauria; Squamata; Gekkonidae. The record is from RefSeq and is a predicted model, not a curated record. Gene Ontology annotation, cellular component: integrator complex. Bases 55 to 1608 code for a protein of 517 amino acids. Gene Ontology annotation, biological process: snRNA 3'-end processing. The transcript is spliced from 11 exons.
CAGCAGUUUUCUUUUUGGCAUUUGACACACACGCGCAACAAAGAAGGGCCCACCAUGCCGACUGUGGUGGUGAUGGACGUGUCCCUCUCCAUGACCCGGCCAGUCUCCGUCGAGGGUUCCGAGGAAUAUCAGCGAAAACAUCUCGCUGCCCACGGCCUGACCAUGCUGUUUGAGCACAUGGCUACCAACUACAAACUGGAAUUCACGGCCUUAAUUGUGUUUUCCUCCCUCUGGGAGCUCAUAGUGCCCUUCACGAGAGACUACAAUACCCUCCAGGAGGCCCUGAGCAAUAUGGAUGAUUAUGACAAGACCUGUUUGGAGGCAGCCCUGGUUGGGGUUUGCAGCAUCGUGCAGCAAGAAUGGGGGGCGGCUGUUCCCUGCCAGGUUGUACUGGUCACCGACGGCAGCUUAGGCAUCGGCAAGGGCUCUCUCCGCCACUCCUUGGCGACUCUCAACCAGCAGAAGGAGAAUCGCUUCCCCCUGCCGUUCCCUUUCCCGUCCAAGUUAUACGUCAUGUGCAUGGCCAACUUGGAGGAGCUGCAGAGCUCAGAUUCCUUAGACUGUCUUGAACGCCUGAUAGACUUGAACAACGGGGAAGGGCAGAUCUUCACUAUCGAUGGACCCCUGUGCUUGAAGAACGUACAGUCCAUGUUCGGAAAACUUAUAGAUGUGGCUUACACACCGUUCCAUGCAGUUCUGAAAUGCGGUCAUUUGUCUUCGGACGUGCAAGUGUUCCCCCGGCCGGAGCCUUUUGUGAUUGACGAAGAGAUCGAUCCAAUCCCGAAAUCCAUUAAUACAGACUUGGAGAUAGUUGGAUUCAUAGACAUCGCAGACAUUUCCAGCCCCCCCGUCUUAUCUCGACAUCUGGUGCUGCCCAUUGCCCUCAACAAAGAAGGCGACGAAGUGGGUCCAGGGAUCGCCGAUGAUGCAGAAGACGAGAAUUCGGCCAAUCAGAUUGCGGGCAAGAUCCCCAACUUCUGUGUGCUCUUGCACGGCAGCUUGAAAGUGGAGGGCAUGGUGGCCAUUGUCCAGUUAGGGCCAGAAUGGUACGGGAUGCUGUAUUCCCAAGCCGACAGCAAGAAGAAGUCAAACCUGAUGAUGUCUCUCUAUGAACCGGGCGCUGAGCCUCUCCCUUGGCUGGGCAAGAUGUCCCAGCUGGGCCCCAUCUCAGAUGCCAAAGAGAACCCAUACGGCGAGGAUGACAAUAAGAGCCCCUUCCCCUUGCAGCCCAAGAACAAGCGCAGUUACGCCCAGAACGUCACCGUGUGGAUUAAACCCAACGGCCUCCAGACGGACGUACAGAAGAUCCUCAGGAAUGCACGGAAACUCCCUGAAAAGACUCAGACCUUCUACAAGGAACUGAACCGCUUGCGAAAGGCUGCCCUGGCCUUUGGGUUUCUGGACCUCCUAAAGGGAGUGGCGGAUAUCCUCGAAAGGGAGUGCACCCUCCUGCCGGACACGGCCCACCCGGACGCCGCUUUCCAGCUGACCCACGCGGCCCAGCAACUGAAACUGGCCAGCACCGGCACCUCCAACUACGCGACUUUUGACCACAACAUCACUCCUCUGCAGACGGACUUCUCCAGCAGCGGGACAGACCGGCUGUGAGGCCCAAAAGCUCUGGCCAGCCCCCUAACUGCGUUGGGGGGUCUGUCUCUUCUCUGUGCUCCUGUCCCUGAACAUUGAGGGUAGACUUCUGUUUUAGUAUUAAAUGUGUCUUUUGUA